Molecule: messenger RNA, 2667 nt
Organism: Maylandia zebra (zebra mbuna)
Lineage: Eukaryota; Metazoa; Chordata; Actinopteri; Cichliformes; Cichlidae
Gene: polh
Product: polymerase (DNA directed), eta
Biological process (GO): response to radiation; error-prone translesion synthesis
Cellular component (GO): replication fork; nucleus; site of double-strand break
Molecular function (GO): DNA-directed DNA polymerase activity; damaged DNA binding
Source: RefSeq, a predicted model, not a curated record
GACGUAUUUAUGUAACCCUCGAAAUGCAAAGCGAUCGAUGUGUAUUUUGGCGGUCCGUUCAAGUCCACCGAACUUUCAGUUCUGAUGACAGCUGUGAAUUAACAGCCCCGCCAAGAAGCGGACACAUAUCUUAGCACCACCGACAGAUUUUCAUCGUUAAUAAUGGAGUACGGGAAGGAGAGGGUGGUGGCGUUGGUAGACAUGGACUGCUUUUACGUGCAGGUGGAGCAGAGGCUGAAUCCAGCUCUGAGGAAUACUCCCUGUGUGGUGGCCCAGUACAAGACGUGGAAAGGAGGCAGUAUUAUAGCUGUGAGCUACGAGGCCAGGGCUCAUGGUGUCACCAGGAACAUGUGGGUGGAUGAUGCAAAAAAACUGUGCCCAGACCUCCAGGUGGCACGAGUGCGUGAGUCUCAUGGCAAGGCUGACUUGACAAAUUACAGAGAGGCGAGUGUGGAGGUGAUUGAGGUCAUGUCUCGCUUUGCUGUGAUUGAGAGAGCUAGCAUUGAUGAGGCCUACAUGGAUUUGACUGCUGCUGUCCAGCAGCGACUGAAAAAUAUGACUGACAAACAAAUCGAAACUUCACUCUUGAGAACUACCUACAUCCAGGGGUACCCACAAAGUUCACCUGCAGCUGAAGACUCUGCAGAGGACACUGUGUUGGAUAAAGAGGAACAGCGAUCCAGAGGUCUCCAGCAGUGGCUGGAAUCUUUAACGUUCCCGUCAGUGGGUGAGCAGAACUCUGCAGAACUGCAGCUAACUGUUGGAGCACUGAUUGUUGAGGAAAUGAGAGCAGCUGUGGAGAAACACACAGGUUUCAGUUGUUCUGCAGGAAUAUCACACAAUAAGGUAUUGGCUAAACUAGCCUGUGGUCUGAACAAGCCCAACAGACAAACUGUUCUUCCUCUGGACUCUGUGACAGAACUUUUCAGCAGUCUCCCCAUUGGCAAGAUCCGUAACCUGGGGGGUAAGCUGGGAACUUCAAUCACAGAAACUCUGGGAAUAGAGAACAUGGGCGAUCUCACUCGCUUCUCUAAGGCUCAGUUGGAGCAGCACUUUGGAGAAAAAACAGGUCAGUGGCUGUACGACUUGUGCCGGGGGAUUGAUUUUGAAGCUGUGAAACCAAGACAGCUUCCAAAGUCCAUUGGCUGCAGUAAAAACUUUCCUGGGAAGACAUCGCUGGCUACUAAAGAGCAGGUACAGUACUGGCUUCAUCAACUGGCUCUUGAGUUAGAGGAGAGGCUGACCAAGGACAGAGAAGUGAACGGUCGUGUGGCUAAAAUGCUGACAGUUGGUGUACGUCAGCUUGGCGACAAGAGGAUGAGCAGCUUCUCUAGAUGUUGUGCUUUAGUGCGCUACGAGGCGACCAAAAUAUCCAGCGACACCUUUGCCAUUAUCAAGAGUCUGAACACAGCAGGAAACCAUCAGGCUGCAUGGACUCCACCCCUCAGCAUGUUAUACCUCUCAGCUAGUAAAUUCAGCGAUGUUUCAUCAGCGGGGGGGAUCGCUGGCUUUCUUUCCAGUGAUAGCACUUCAACGCAGCCACCCCGUGAACCAAAAAAUGUCUCCCCGUGUAAACAAACCGGCUCCAUCCAGUCCUUUUUUCAAAAGGCAGUUGAGAAACAAAAACAGAAGGUUAGAAAGGAGGAUGAUGAUGAUGAUGAUGAAGAGGAUUCUGGUACACACAGCAAUGAAGGUCUCCCAGCUUCCUCGCUUCACAAUACUUCUGUUUCUGUUAGUCAGUUGAAGUCAGACGCUGUCUGUCCUGCUUCCUCUUUUACACCUGUUUCUCAGUCCAAAAUUGGUUCAUCCAGCCCCCACCCAGGCAUUUCCUCUUUCUUUCACAAGAAGACCAUUGAAAAAAGCCUCCAGGUUUCAGGGUCAGCACUGAACAAGCCUGAAAACGGACAAAUGCCAGGUCCCGUUGAUGAGGAAGACACCAAAGACAUUGUUGUUGUGGCAUCAGGCUUGGAGUCAAAACUUAGCUCAGAGAAUGCAUCUCAUGAGUCGGCAAGUGAGGAGUUAAGGAAUGAACUGGACAUUAAUGUGGAGUCAAAUCACCCUCCUCACACUGUGGCCAGUGAAGAUCUGAUGAGCUGUGAACGCUGUGGUCAGGAGGUGUUAGCGUGGGAAAUGCCAGAACACAAUGACUAUCAUUUUGCUCUGGACCUCCAGCAGUCCUUCUCUUCAGGCACAUCAACCAUCACUUCCUCUUCUUCUUCCGGUACCGCUAUGAAUCCUCUCAGAGCAGCAGCAGACACAGCCCACUCCUCUCGGGGCAAGACUAAAACAAGAGGCCAGUCGGGACCAGCACCAAAAAGACCCCGCUCCCAAAGUGCAAGCACGGGCACUCUGGAUUCAUUCUUCAAGAAAAACUGAAGAUCUAAUGCAGAACCGCAGUUUUAAAUUAAACUCAAACGUAUUUCUGAUUAUGUACGUUUUAAAAAAUGUUUGUUUACAAAGCCAUAUCCUAAACAGUACAUUAAGACUUUUCUGCUUUCAAUGUUGAAGUUGGGUGAUGAUAACAAUGUGUAUAAAAAAAAAUCAAAAAAUCUUAUUUAUUUGAUUUAUUUAAUUUACUUUUUAAUGAUAAAUAAAAAGACAAUAUUAUUAAGAGACAUUUUUUUUAAAGCAGAGUGUAUUAAAGAUUCGUUUUACUCAUCCUAGUAA